AACUCCCAGAAUUCUCCAGCCAGCAUAGCUGUCCAUAAGUCUUAAAGCUGCCAAGUUUGAAGACCUCUGUCAUAGAGAUUCCGAGGGUUGCGACCCGUGCUCCUUUUUUGCGCAGCACCACUUUUCCACCUGAAACUCCCAGGCAAGGGAGCGAGGGGAGCAAGAUUAGGCCGCCUGUUUCUCUCCAGUAUAGGGCGGAACAGGGACGGGGAAAGUCAACCAUAGAGUGAGAUCUGGAGGAAAAGGAAGGCUUCUAUAGCGGCCGUCUUGCGUGGCCCGAGACGCAGCCCCGCCUCUUCCUGUCGAUAUCGUGCUAGAUAGAUCCGGCGAAGCAUGGAGAUGGAAAGCUCUGGUGAAGAGCGGCUGCCGACGGAGAUGGAAACGCACAGUCCCCAAGAAGGCUUCACGACGGUCCUCAAGCGGAAGAGGCGCCGAGAGUCCCAGAUGGACACGAACGAAAGCCCGGUGCCUCGGAAGCGGCCGGAUUUCCCCCCUCUUAGCGGGGAAACCCUCGCCUGUGGAAAAGGUGAAUUGAGAAAAAUUCCUGUACCAGCAAAUAGAUAUACUCCUUUGAAAGAGAACUGGAUGAAAAUUUUCACACCAAUUGUAGAACAUUUGCAGCUUCAGAUUAGAUUUAAUUUAAAAACAAGGAAUGUAGAGAUAAAGACUUGUAAAGAAACAAAAGACAUAGGUGCUUUGACAAAAGCAGCUGAUUUUGUAAAAGCUUUUAUACUAGGAUUUCAAGUUGAGGAUGCACUUGCAUUAAUCAGAUUAGAUGAGCUUUUUCUAGAAUCAUUUGAAGUAACAGAUGUCAAACCUUUAAAAGGAGAUCAUCUUUCAAGAGCAAUAGGAAGAAUUGCUGGAAAAGGAGGAAAAACCAAAUUUACUAUUGAAAAUGUAACAAGGACACGAAUAGUUCUUGCAGAUUCGAAAGUUCACAUUUUAGGAUCUUUCCAGAACAUUAAAAUGGCACGGACAGCCAUUUGCAAUCUCAUUCUAGGAAGUCCUCCAUCUAAAGUUUAUGGCAAUAUUAGAGCAGUAGCAAGCAGAACAGCAGAAAGAUUUUAAGACCAUGGUUUUUGAAGUCACACACUUCUACACAAGAUACUGGAAAACACUUGAAGGAAGCAAUAUCAAAAUACUGAUUACAAGAAAGUGUGCUUUUCUUUAAAACCCAAAACAAACACAUUGUGUUUCAGAAGCUCUGCUAAGCCAUUUGAAGUGGAUGGCAUUUCAGCCACACCAAAAUUUGGAAUAUUUUGUUUGUCCAGAGUUUGGGCUGAAACAAAAUUCAGAAGGAUUUUAAGGGUAAAUUGGGCAAGGCCGAUAUGCCGGGCCUUUCCCCCCUCUUGGCUUGUGGCAGGCUACCUAUCUAUUUUCCCAAAGUCUCCCUUGCCCUACUUCCCGCUAGCUACUGCCACAUCUUUAGCUUCCAGUGGAAAUACCCACUUCAGCAGCUCAUUCCUGAUAUUUGCACUUUGUUUCCUGUUGCCACUAAUAUUCCUGGGUUUUCCACUCUCUCCCAUGCCCCAAAACACUCCUUUCUGAAUUAAUUCAUGCCUAGGCCACUCAAAAGUAGCAGUUCCAUGCAUGGAAUAUUUUUCACAUCCCUAGUAAACUGGUAGCAAUUUUCAGUUCCAACAUGGCUGGUAUAUAAUAGAACUGCCACAGCAAUGUUCUCAAGCAAGUAUCUAUUAUCAAGUGUUCUAAAUGAAGUUAUGUCCAAUAAAAACUGGUACUUGAAUUUCCUUCUAACAUGAUUGUCAGUUUUUGAAUUGAAUGGAUACAGGUUUAACCGAAUGCAGCAGCUAUGAAUAGUAUGCUGCGAGUCACUAUUGUACUCAGAAAUUCUCAACUCUUUUAAAAUACUAAGGUAUGAAGAGAUUGCCGGGGAAGGGGCUAGUCUAAAAAAACAGAAUGGGGCUGCUCGUAGUUGGAAGGCAAAUAUAUUUAUGGUUAAAAGACUACUAAACUAAAUGUUUUUCCCUUAUCAAAGAACUUUUCAGUAGAAGAGGGGAAAAAGCUGUUACAAUGUUGAUAACCUCCUCCUUGGAAGAAGAGAGAAAUAAGUUUUUUUUUUCCAAUAUUGUGACAUUACAGAGGGAGAUAUGCAGAUCCUAGAGUUGCUUUUGCAUUAGGACCACCUGCCUUUAAAUGUAUGGCACACGUUAGCCAGGGACCAUUGAGGUGGCUGCCUGUCUCUGAAAGGAAUUUUUUUUGGAGUGGUGUUACCUUUACCCACAGGACACCUGAAUGCUGGUAGACAAUCGGGGGAGGCUCCUUGUCCCUACGUGAUUUAUUCGCUUAAGGGGAAUCGAGCCACUGGCCUCAGCAGUGCACAGGCCCAGCAUCUUAUGUGAGCCAUGGCGGCCCCAAUCUGCCUUUAUAAUUCUACAGCAUAGACAGAAUGCAAACUAGACUUGAGAGGGCACCAAAGAAAUCUCAAACAAAAAUGGAGGGGAGUGGACUUACACCUUCAAAUUAAUCUUGACUCCUGACCUGAAGAGUCUGCUGUUUUGUUGGCAGACAUUUUGGGAAGUAGCUCGACUCUUCUGGAAGAGUUGUGAGAAUGGAAUUGACCAAGAGUUACUUACCUGCCUUUCUAUCUAAAGCAGGACUAGAACUCAGUCUCUGCCUAAUGUCUUUAACCACUACACCAAACUGGCUCUCAGGACCUGAAUAUCUAUCCAUUAUUUUUUUUAAAAAAAUACAAGCCUUGCAGGACCUCUGCUUCACGUUAAUGUGUAAUUUUUAGUAAUUUGGCAUCAAAGCAUUUCUAGAUCUCAACCCAUUUUGUAUUAUUUCAUGGCCCAAAUAUGUAGACAAUUUACAGCUUUUUUUUGCUGCAAGAUUCUGCAAAAAGCUAACAAAAAAUGUCCUACCCCAUGAAUACAGAUGCUAAUAAGGGCUUGCUUAUAACAAACUAAAGAUCCUUUCAUAGCAACAUUUAUAAUUUUAGUACCACAAACCAGUCCUUAAACUACUGUGUAAAUUCAAGACUGUUGAGUAUCUGACUUACAUAUUGUAUGUAUGGUGUCAGUUCUUAGUUACAGCCCCUCAAGUUUUGUAAUAGCUUCAGAAAUAGUACAGGAAAAAACCCAAUUUUCAGAUUCAAGGGGAUUCUUAAAUUGUACACGAGGCUCUUUCGAUCUAAGAUAUUGUUUUUAUAAAGUAUAAGAUUCUGUGUUGAAAUAGGCAUGGACAAGUACAUGUAUUCAAUCCUGAAUUCAUUAUUCCCUGAUGUUUACAGCAGAUAUCUUUCAGAUGGAACUUUCCCUUAUAUGUGCAAUGAGUCAAGAUUGCAAAAUUAGAAAAAAUGCUAUGCUUAAAAUAAAAUUGGUGUUACUAUGGAACUAAGAAUAAAACUGACCAAAUAAAGUUCUCUCAUAAGCCAAAAACUUCCAUAAAAUUACAGCUUAAUGUGUCUUGAUCUUAUUGUUCUAUUCACUAAUACAGGAUAGUUAACAUGUCUACAAAAGAAAAAAUAAUUUGGGAACUGGUUAUCACUAUAAACGCUGAAUCAGGUGUUACUUGACUUUAAAUGAACUGUCACUGAGAAAAAUGGGCAAAUAUUGUUACAGGUAUUUAAUUAUACACAAAAGCAUCGAAUUUUAGUACAAUCAGAUCUGAAAUUCAGAAUAUUCUUUUUUUUUUCAACUGAAGCUUUAACACCAUGCAGUAAAGUUCAAAUAGUUUAUUUUUAUUCAUACAUUAUGAAGGUUCCUAUACUUCCAACAAUGUAUGGUAUAGCAUGCAGAGGAAAAAUCUAAACAUUCAACAUAACCCUUUUUUUUUUUUUGCACACAACCUAAAAAAGCUCAUUCCCCCAGUACGAAAGUAACAUUAGCACUAUUUUCUAUUAUGCCAGGAAGGAUAUGCACAAGCACUUAAGAAAUAGAAAGCAAUUGCUAAAAUAUUUGUAACAAAUAUUUAUGUACAAAAAAAUUCACAAAAGACUAGUUCCCCCUGAAGCAGAGCACAUGGCAGUUGACAAUGGAACAAAUACAACCACUGGUUGGGAUUAUAAUCCACAUACUGAUCCAGAGGAAGAAAGAUACAUGUAGUGGAGAUUUUCUGUUUUAACAUUUACCAAAAGUUUGGCAACAUCUUUUUUAAAUUAUGCAAAUCAUGUAAACAAGAGGAACAUUUCAAAUCGAUCUACAUGCAAAACUUCAUGUCAUGCAAGGACACCAAGCACCUGGAUUUCUCUCUCACAGACAGAGCCCAUGAUGUGCAGCACUCAAUUGAAGGAACAGCUAUGGCUGGCUGGGAGGCAAUUGAUUUAAGUUUGAACAACCUGCCUUUCCACUGCGAAUUAUAAAACAUUCCAAAUAGAAAAAUUGCUAGAAGAAAGGGCGUACUAUCCUAAAAAUCUAACAAUUUUCUUCUAUCCAAUAGUACCAUUGCAGAAAAAGAAUUAUAUAUUGUAUAACAUGCCUUGCUACUUUUAU
Thamnophis elegans (Western terrestrial garter snake) is the source of this 4451-nucleotide messenger RNA. RefSeq names its product partner of NOB1 homolog (gene PNO1). The record is from RefSeq and is a predicted model, not a curated record. Gene Ontology annotation, cellular component: nucleolus. Bases 334 to 1068 code for a protein of 244 amino acids. Gene Ontology annotation, molecular function: RNA binding. The transcript has 7 exons. NCBI's taxonomy places the organism in Eukaryota, Metazoa, Chordata, Lepidosauria, Squamata, Natricidae.